GAGCUCUUCACGCUGACGUACGGCGCCCUGGUCACCCAGCUCUGCAAGGACUACGAGAACGACGAGGACGUCAACAAGCAGCUCGACAAGAUGGGUUACAACAUAGGUGUUCGGCUGAUUGAAGACUUUCUGGCCCGGUCCAAUGUCGGGAGGUGCCACGAUUUCCGUGAAACUGCAGAUGUUAUUGCAAAGAUAGCGUUUAAAAUGUACCUGGGGAUCACUCCGAGCAUCACCAACUGGAGUCCUGGCGGCGACGAGUUCUCCCUGAUCUUGGAAAACAACCCCUUGGUGGACUUUGUGGAGCUCCCCGACAACCACUCCUCCCUCAUCUAUUCCAACCUGCUGUGCGGGGUGCUGCGAGGUGCCCUGGAAAUGGUGCAGAUGGCCGUGGAUGUGAAGUUUGUCCAGGACACGCUGAAGGGUGACAGCGUCACAGAGAUAAGGAUGAAGUUCAUCAGGAGGAUCGAGGACAAUCUCCCGGCUGGUGAGGAGUGAAUGAGGAGUGAACCGCAGCCCAGGCUCCCUCUGGGGCCGGAGGGGACCAGCUGGUUUUGGCCGUUAGCGUCCAUCACAGAUCUGCAGGGAUCUGGUGCCCCGGUGCAUUCAGACUGACUGACUGGUUAAGAUGUUACUAUAUUCUUCUACUCUUAUUUUCAUCUUCUGUAAAGGCAACUGUCUGGUUGCUGUUCAUUUCACAUGUUCAUCCUGAAGCUCUUUCAUAAGGUGACGUCUUUUUCGUAUUCCCCUGGGGACUCUUUCUACGCUCAGUUUCU
Molecule: messenger RNA, 773 nt
Organism: Mesitornis unicolor (brown roatelo)
Lineage: Eukaryota; Metazoa; Chordata; Aves; Mesitornithiformes; Mesitornithidae
Gene: TRAPPC3
Product: trafficking protein particle complex 3
Exons: 4
Coding region: 91-495 (134 amino acids)
Biological process (GO): endoplasmic reticulum to Golgi vesicle-mediated transport; intra-Golgi vesicle-mediated transport
Cellular component (GO): cis-Golgi network membrane; TRAPP complex; cytosol
Source: RefSeq, a predicted model, not a curated record